Messenger RNA from Punica granatum (pomegranate), 2788 nucleotides. The record is from RefSeq and is a predicted model, not a curated record. Lineage: Eukaryota; Viridiplantae; Streptophyta; Magnoliopsida; Myrtales; Lythraceae.
CUCCCCCCAAUCUCUCUCAUCUAUCUCUCCUUCUUCGACUCUCUCGUCUCAUCCCUCUCUCUCUCUCUCUCUCUCUCUCUCUCUCUCUCUGCGGCAAAAUUCCAGCAAAAAUAAUUCCCAUAUGAUUAAAAUUUUCUCUUCUUCUUCAUCAUCUUCUUCUUCUUCUUUUGCGUCUUCUCCAUCUCCAUCGAUCCCGAGGAAGCAGCCUCUCUUACGUAAUCUCUUACUGCCCCCUUCAUCAUCCAUCUCCCUCCUCCUCCCCGCCCGCCCGUCUCCGCAGCAAUACUGAAGCCAUCAAUCAUCCAAUUCAAUGGAAGAUCUAGGGUUUACUCCGCUCCCCCUCCGAUCCACUCGUUAGCAUUCCUCGCCAUGCUCGCUCUAGCACUCCCUAGGCGGAUAUAAUCCUCGCCGCGAUCGAGUUUUGAGCUUCGAAAUAACUAAAUCUGAGGCUUUCUGAUCUGCGAUACAGCUGCUUUUUAUGCCGUUUUCUGUCGUUCCGGUGGAUGAGCUGUAGAGAACUUUGUUGCCUUCGAUGAAUGAUAAAAUGGCGGAUGCUGUUGUUGGCGAGGUCGGGUGUUCCCUGGACACUGACCUUUUACAGCUCAACGAGGUGUCCUCGUUUGCCCUCAAGUCGCACCCUGGCUUUGUCGACAAGGUCUUCGACCAGUGGCUCUCACUUCCCGAGACCGAUCGACUGGUAAAAUCAUUGCUUAAUGAUGCAAAGGCAGGCCUUUCUUUGAAUGUUUCUGGCAGCUCUUCCAGUACAGCAUCUGCUGCAGGCAAUUCUUUGCCGUCCAUGUUUCCUGCCGGCAGUGCACCUCCACUUUCUCCCAGAAGUACAUCUGGAUCCCCUCGUGUAAUGAAACAGAGAGCUGGCCCUUCUAAUUUAGGUUCUCCUUUGAAAGUGGUCAGCGAGCCUGUCAAAGAGUUAAUACCCCAGUUUUACUUUCAAAACGGUCGCCCACCUCCAAAGGAGCUGAAAGACAAAUGUUUAAUGAGGCUUAACCAAUUUUACUUUGUCUACCCUGAAGGACUGAAGCCACCUGAAUUCAAGUUAGUCACGAGAGAAAUUUGCAAGCUGCCAUCUUUUUUCUCAACAUCCCUAUUCGGAAAGAUUGAUGUUAAUAACACAGGCCUUGUGUCAAGGGAUGCAUUCCUCGAUUAUUGGAUCAACAGCAACAUGAUGACUCUGGAUACAGCCACCCAAGUUUAUAGGAUUUUAAAACAGCCUGAUCUCAAAUACCUCACUCAGGAAGACUUUAAGCCUGUGCUUAGAGAACUUUUGGCUACUCAUCCUGGACUAGAAUUUUUGCAAAGUACCCCUGAAUUCCAGGAAAGAUAUGCCGAAACUGUUAUAUACAGGAUAUUUUACUACACAAAUAGAUCUGGAAAUGGACGUCUUACCUUAAGGGAGCUCAAACGUGGAAAUUUGAUAGAUGCAAUGCAACAUGCGGAUGAAGAAGAGGACAUUAAUAAAGUCCUGAGGUACUUCUCUUAUGAGCACUUCUAUGUUAUUUACUGCAAGUUCUGGGAGCUGGACACCGAUCAUGAUUUCUUGAUAGACAAGGAGAACUUAAUCAGAUAUGGGAACCAUGCGCUUACGUACAGAAUUGUUGAAAGAAUAUUCUCACAGGUUCCUAGAAAGUUCACUAGCAAAGUGGAAGGGAAGAUGGGAUAUGAAGAUUUUGUUUAUUUCAUAUUGUCUGAGGAGGAUAAAUCGUCUGAGCCUGGUCUUGAAUUCUGGUUCAGGUGCAUUGAUUUGGAUGGCAAUGGAGUUUUGACGCGGAAUGAGUUGCAAUAUUUUUAUGAGGAGCAAUUGCAUCGAAUGGAGUGCAUGGCCCAGGAACCAGUGUUGUUCGAGGACAUUUUGUGCCAGAUAAUUGAUAUGAUUGGUCCAGAGAAUGAGAGUUAUAUUACUCUACAUGACUUGAAAGGUUCUAAGCUCUCUGGAAGUGUUUUUAAUAUUCUUUUCAACCUCAACAAGUUUAUGGCUUUCGAGACUCGUGAUCCCUUCCUAAUUCGCCAGGAGCGUGAGAAUCCCACCUUGACUGAAUGGGAUCGUUUUGCACAUCGAGAGUAUAUUAGGCUUUCAAUGGAAGAAGAUGUUGAAGAUGCCUCUAAUGGCAGUGCAGAAGUGUGGGAUGAAUCACUGGAAGCUCCUUUCUGAAAGUACCCAUUUGGCCGCAGAUUAGGUGCUUGAGGGCCAGAUCAUUCUUCGAGACAAGCAGCUCAUUAUUGGGUGAAGCUUGGAACAGUCCCCAAACGGGCUUCUGCAGAGACUUUUAACCUUUACUGUGGGCCACCCGUCUUCACAACCUGCUUUCAUUAUUCACAGGAUGAUCGAACCUUUUGUGUUUGAAAAUGAUUGGCAACAGGAGUUUCCUGAGCCUCCAGCUCUCUGAAGUUACCAAAGUGAAGGUCUAUUGGGAGGAGAGGUAACGAGUCGAGACUGAUCAAAAUUGAUGCCCAAUGGAUUCUUUCCCUUCAUUGUAAAAUAUACCAUUACAUGCUCUUCUUUUAGAGAUUUAUAUCAUCGAUCGUUUUCUCCAGCUUGAAUUUUUGAAUUGUUAGUUUCGAUCCUCCUAAUGUACCGGCAGUAGUCCGUUUUUUUAUUCUGGGAAGGUGGCAUAGUUUCUCUCUUCAUCUCUUGUUUGGCUUGGUGGGUUAGAUUAAUGAAUGCUCAUUGAUAGAUCGAUUCUCAUAAGUUCUUUUACUUUCCUUAUAAUUGGGAUUCUGAGACAGUUUUCCAAUCGUUCAAUAAAUGUUUUGUCACAUUGGUUUGGUCCAA